Molecule: messenger RNA, 647 nt
Organism: Lingula anatina
Lineage: Eukaryota; Metazoa; Brachiopoda; Lingulata; Lingulida; Lingulidae
Source: RefSeq, a predicted model, not a curated record
CGACAGCACGCUGAUCAGCAGACUUCUUAGCCAUGGCACCAAAGAGGGCUCGUUCUCGUAGUAGAAGUGCAAAAUCACCUGUGCGCAGGGUAGCUGGCGGUGUUACCAAGAGAAGAACUAAGAGAGCCGCCAGACCAAAAUCCCGAGUCAGAAAAGCAGCCAAAGCCGUGGCUAAGAGGGCACGCUCUAGAUCGGGUCGUCGCCGUAGCCGUUCAAAAUCUGCCCGUCGCGCCCGUCGUAGUCGCUCCAAGAAGGCUGCAGCAGCUGCAGCAGCAGCAGCAGCUGAAGAAGUGGCUGCAGCAGUAGCUCCCGCUCGAAAAAGGAAAGCCCGCUCUGCAUCCAAACGUAGAGGACGAUCUGCUUCUAAGCGAUCUCGCUCAAGAAGCAAGAAACGUGCCCGCUCCGCCAGCAGGAAGAGGCGUGGCCGUUCAGCUAGCAAGAGAAGACGUGCCCGUUCUGCAAGUAAACGUGGCCGUUCCCGCAGCGCCAGACGUUCCCGAUCCCGCAAGGCCAGUAAAGCACGCUCCAAGUCCCGCAGGCGCCGCUCCCGCUCCCGUAAAGCAAGCAAGGCACGCAGGGCUCCACGCAGAGCUCGCAAAGCUCCUGCACGCAGAAGAAGAAGAAGAAGAGCAAGAAAGAGCGCAUGA